AUGAGCAACGACAGCAAAGGGUUCUACAAAGUAUUGGAAUUACAGCCUGGCGCAAGCAUUGACGAAGUCAAAAAAGCAUACAAAAAGAAGCAGAUGGAACUACAUCCGUCUGGCCCUGUUAGAAGAAAGAUGAGAGAUUCACCAGAAUAUAAUGCAAUGACUUCUGAGCAGAAGACUGCGAAAGAGGCAGAAUUAGAUGAAUUAAUUGCAACAGUCAAUUCGGCCUUUACUGUGUUGAGUGACGAAAAGAAGAAAAAGGACUAUGACUCAGGCAUGGGGGAGUUUUCUGAAUUUCCAGGCGGUGGAUUUAGUGGUUUCAGUGGAUUUAGUGGGUUUGAUGGAUUUGAAGAUCUAUUCUCACAUAUGGCAGGUGGAAGACAGCGUUCUGCAAAAGCAAAUAAGGUUAAGAGUGUUGAGCACGAUAUAAAAUUGGACAUUAAAGAUGUAUUUCUUGGUAAAAAAUGCAAGUUUAGAGUGAAGACAACUAAAAUAUGCAAGAUGUGCAACGGUAAGGGUGGAAAAGAUGUUACAAACUGUUCAAAAUGCCAAGGAAAAGGAGUGGUCUUUGCCAAGUUUAAUCUUGGAAUAAUCACAGGCUCUCAGCAAAUUGAAUGCCCAGAUUGUGAAGGCAAAGGAACUAUGAUCAAGGGUCCCAUGUGCUCUGAGUGUAAAGGCAGCAAGGUUGUUGAUGAUUCAAAAAUUCUCGAGGUUAAUAUUAAACCAGGUGUGGAAGCGGGCGAAACAAUAUCAUUUUCAAAGCAGGGAAACGAAUAUCCAGGAUAUGUUCAAGGUGACGUUGUUUUUACUGUUCAGAUAAAUGAAGAUUCUAAUAACUUCAGACUUGGCGACGAUUAUAUUACCACAGCUGAUGUUGACAUAUUAACGGCUCUGACUGGUGGUGUGCUGUACUACGAUCAUCCUGAUGGUAGAAAAUUGGCAGUUAAUGUAAAGCCGUUCAAAGAUUUUGAUAAUGUUGCAAUUAUUUUGUCAAAUGAAGGAUUCCUUGGAAGUAGAGGUAUUCGCGGCAAUAUUUACAUUAAGCCACAUGUUCUCAUAAACCCAGCUCUUGAUCGUGCCAAGCUUAGCGAAUAUCUCAAGCCUAUGCUGCAUAAGCCGCAUGGUAACUAUUUCAGCACCAAUGCUGCGCUGGGAAACCUUCCAAAUCCACAGAAAUCUGAAAGGAGACAUCACCGAAGGGAAGAGUCGCCUGAAGGAUAUGGGUAUGGGUUUGAUGUUGGAAACUUUGCUUCUUUUUUCAGUUAA
This is a messenger RNA of Vittaforma corneae ATCC 50505, 1263 nucleotides long. RefSeq lists its product as uncharacterized. Gene Ontology annotation, biological process: protein refolding. The coding region runs from base 1 to 1263 and encodes 420 amino acids. The transcript has a single exon. The record is from RefSeq and is a predicted model, not a curated record. Gene Ontology annotation, molecular function: Hsp70 protein binding. Gene Ontology annotation, cellular component: cytoplasm; cytosol. NCBI's taxonomy places the organism in Eukaryota, Fungi, Microsporidia, Nosematidae.